AUGAGAUGGUUGGCUGGAAUUUAUCUGGACCCAAGUACAGACUUAAUCAUUAUUGUUAGAGUGGAUGGGUCAAUUAAAAGAAAAUAAGAAUAAGUAUUUAGCACCUGGUAGAAAUAGAAUAGAAGUUCUGUAUUAGAUAUUAAAAUUCAUGAUUAUUACUUUUAAGAUUUUUACAUGA
Messenger RNA from Paramecium sonneborni, 178 nucleotides. The record is from the annotation of a GenBank genome assembly. Lineage: Eukaryota; Ciliophora; Oligohymenophorea; Peniculida; Parameciidae.